Molecule: messenger RNA, 2040 nt
Organism: Phycodurus eques (leafy seadragon)
Lineage: Eukaryota; Metazoa; Chordata; Actinopteri; Syngnathiformes; Syngnathidae
Gene: upp2
Product: uridine phosphorylase 2
Exons: 7
Coding region: 105-1046 (313 amino acids)
Biological process (GO): nucleotide catabolic process; uridine catabolic process
Cellular component (GO): cytosol; cytoplasm
Molecular function (GO): uridine phosphorylase activity
Source: RefSeq, a predicted model, not a curated record
GUCACCAUUAUAUCAGCUCUCGACCUGGAGACAAAAACUCAGUUGAGACAGUAGCAGCAGCAGCAGCAAUAUUUUGAAAAGUUUGACUUGAUUUUCUUGUACUCAUGGCACCCAUUCUCCUGAACUGCAUGGGGAACGACCACAGUGAAUACAUCAAACAACAGGUUCAAGUGAAAAAUCCCUACUUGGACACCAUGGAGGAGGAUAUUCUCUACCACUUCAGCUUGAGUACCAAGUCUCACAACCUACCAGAGAUGUUUGGCGACAUUAAGUUUGUGUGCGUUGGCGGCAGCGCCAAUCGUAUGAAGGCCUUCGCCCAGUUCAUCCACCAGGAGCUGAAACUGCCUGGAAACCCAGCGGAAGUCCAGGAUAUUUGCGAGGGAACCGACCGCUACUGCAUGUGUAAAGUUGGACCAGUGCUGUCUAUAAGUCAUGGCAUGGGUGUGCCGUCCAUCUCCAUCAUGCUGCAUGAGCUCAUCAAACUGCUCUACCAUGCCCACUGCAGGGACGUGAUCCUGUUUCGUCUGGGAACAUCCGGUGGAGUCGGUCUGGCUCCAGGCACGGUGGUGGUGACACAAAAGGCAGUGGACCACUCCUUCCGGCCCCAGUUUGAGCAGGUGGUUCUGGGUAAAGUGAUCACCCGCAGCACAGAGCUGGACGAAGGUGUUGCCAGCGAGCUUCUGCAGUGCUCCAAAGAGCUGCAAAACCUUCCCACUGUGAUUGGAAACACCAUGUGCACCCACGAUUUUUACGAAGGUCAAGGACGACUCGACGGGGCUCUGUGCUCCUUCUCCCAUGAAGAAAAACUGGAGUAUCUGAGGAAAGCGUACGAAGCUGGAGUGAGGAACAUCGAAAUGGAGUCCACCGUGUUUGCAGCCAUGUGUCGCGUGUGUGACCUCAAAGCGGCCGUCAUCUGUGUCACGCUGCUGAACCGCUUCGAGGGUGACCAGAUUACGUCCCCUCAUGAUGUUCUGGUGGAGUAUCAGAAGAGACCACAAGCCCUGGUGGCCCACUUCAUCAAGAAACGCCUAGGACAUAUUGUCUGAAAAGGCAUUCCCCUUAAAAUCAAUGUAUAUAAAUAUGACUUAUAUGUGUGUGUGUAUAUACUGUACCUAAUGUUCAUAUGUGCUUUCGAGACACUUUGCUUUGAUUAAGUUAAACAUGAUGUAAAAUGCAUUUAAGUUUGUAUUGUGUCACUGAAUGUGUCACAGUUUGGCGCUGCUGUUAAGGAUUUUACAAAAUGUGUUUCUGAGGUUGAUUAAGAAAAAUGCACAUUUGAUUAUUUGGUUGUACAUAGUAAAUAUAUUUUGAAUCAAUAAAUAUUUGCGGCACAGUCGACGAGUGGUUACCACAUCUGCGUCACAGUUCUAAGGUUGGCAGUUAGAGUCCGGGCCCUGUCCUUCUUGUGUGGAGUUUGCAUGCUCUCUCAAACUUGCGUGGGUUUUCUGGAUGUACUCAGGCGUCCUCCCACAUUCCAAAAAAAUACUGUAUACCAUUGGAAAGCCUGUUUGUUAACCCUUUUAAAUGAUAAGCAACUUACAUUUGUGGGAUACGCAGCAAAACGGUGUAUGUGCAUUGCAUAAAAUGUGGCAAAUCUGUUGUGACUCACACUUCUUUUGAACUUCUGAUAUGAGAUUCUGAGAUUUUGCAAAUCCAUACUUUGGUUACCAUAUUUAGCUACAUGAGAGGGGCAAAAUAUUAGAAAAAGGUGUAGUCUGCAGUUCCUACACUACUACAACCACAAUACUAAAUACACUGUUAAAUUAAUACCUUUUUGACAGUAUUAAUCAUAAUAGAGGAUAUCUAUUAUUAAGAAUGUGUUGCAUAUAGCCUUGUAUUGGAUCUCAGAGUCAACGGGUGGACCAGAGAAAGCGGCCAAUUAGUCUAGGUACAGUUAAGUUUAAAAUGAUUCACAAUUUCAGUUAGUGUAUUUUUAUGUGGUGAGUGGGUAUAUUUUACUUGUGAAUGACACAAGAAAGUGAAGUGAAGAACUGUAAAUGUGUAAUUAUUAUACAAGGCUGUUGUUACACUUUUACAUCU